GGUGUUUCCCUUCAGAGCUGGGCUCGGAGUCUGGGUUCAAUCAAUGUAUCUAAUUCUGGCUUCCAGGGAUGAGGUGGCUUCUGCCCUGGUUUCUAGCGGCAGCAGCAGCAGCGGUGGUGGUGGCAGCAGCAGCAGCAGCAGCAGCAGGAGCAAGAGAAGGGAACAGCCUUUCCAAGGCCCUUAUCCAGUCUUCUACUAUCAUGCCCCAAACCUCAGUCCCUGUGGAGGACACCUCAUCACGCCCUCAGUUCUGUAAGUGGCCAUGUGAGUGCCCCCCAACCCCACCCCGAUGCCCCGCUGGUAUCAGCCUGAUCACUGAUGGCUGUGAGUGCUGCAAGAUGUGCGCCCAGCAGCUUGGUGACAACUGCACAGAGGCAGCCACUUGUGACCCUCACCGGGGUUUGUACUGCGACUACAGUGGGGACCGCCCGAGGUACGCAAUAGGAGUGUGUGCACAAAUGGUUGGUGUAGGCUGUGUCCUAGAUGGGGUGAGGUACAGGAAUGGCCAAUCUUUCCAGCCCAACUGCAAGUUCAACUGUACUUGCAUCAAUGGGGCUGUGGGCUGCAUUCCACUCUGCACCAACUCUCGCCCACCACGUCUCUGGUGCCCCAACCCUAAGAGGAUCAAGAUGGCAGGCCAAUGCUGUGAGCAGUGGGUCUGUGAUGAUUCAAAGAAACCUCGGAAGACCUUGCCACGACACAUCUCUCCCUCAGCUUCUGAAGGAGACAUUGAGUCAUGGCAGAAGAAUUGUCUUGUCCACACAUCUUCCUGGAGCCCCUGUUCUAGAAGUUGUGGGAUGGGAAUUUCUAUCAGAAUCUCCAACAACAAUGAGCGAUGCCAAUUGUCAAAGGAGAGUCGCCUGUGUAAUCUGAGACCCUGUGAGGUGAACGUGACCCAGCACAUCAAGCCAGGGAAGAAGUGCUUGGCUGUGUAUCAACCAGAGCAUCCAGUGAACUUAACCAUCUCUGGCUGUGUGAGCAUGAAUAGCUACAGGCCCAAGUACUGUGGAAUCUGCACAGAUAAUAGGUGCUGCACCCCCUACAAGUCCAAGACCAUUGUUGUGAAUUUCCAGUGUCCAGAUGGCCCAGGUUUCUCCUGGAAACUUAUGUGGAUCAAUGCUUGUUUUUGCAACCUGAGCUGUAGGAACCCCAAUGACAUCUUUGCAGAUCUAGAACAAUACCAUGAUUAUGCAGAAAUAGCCAAUUAGGCCGACAAAAGGCUAGGGUGGCCUCAAGAGCCAGGAGGACCACCUUUCAUGGGAGCAAAAGCAAUAUAGUCUCAUAGUCUCAUUUCCUUCCACACUGACAGAUUCCAUGCCCUUCAGAGGCUGGGGCAAAAUGCCUAUUGAUCAACAGGGAUUGGGUUCUCUCACAUAGAUCCUAGCUAAACAGCACUUUCUACCUUAACCCUUAAGUCAAGAGAGUUCUCUUCAUUGAGCAUUUUGUGAUGUUUGCAGAAAGGUUCAGAUGCCUCAAAUAGGCAAACCUUAAAACACUAUCGACAACACUAUCUAUUAUUAAAUGGAUAAGGUGGUUAUUGUUUAUUUCAUGGUUACCUAACAAACAGUUAUAAUGUAGAAAAAUGUAAUCACUCUAACAGGCUUUACCUUCCACUUCCAAAGUGCUGGGAAGGUGGGGUGGAGUAAAGAUAAUACAUGUUAUUUUUCUCCUAUU
Molecule: messenger RNA, 1674 nt
Organism: Dromiciops gliroides (monito del monte)
Lineage: Eukaryota; Metazoa; Chordata; Mammalia; Microbiotheria; Microbiotheriidae
Gene: CCN4
Product: cellular communication network factor 4
Exons: 5
Coding region: 69-1208 (379 amino acids)
Biological process (GO): cell adhesion; signal transduction
Cellular component (GO): extracellular matrix; extracellular region
Molecular function (GO): integrin binding; heparin binding
Source: RefSeq, a predicted model, not a curated record